AUGUGCAGUCCGGACUCAAAAAGAUUGUACGACGAUUUACUGAAAAAGAGUCGGUACAACAAAUUGAUCCGACCGGUGACGAAUAAUUCCGACACUCUGAUGGUUAGAAUUGGAUUGAGGCUGUCACAGAUCAUCGAUGUUGAUGAAAAGAACCAAAUAAUGACGUCAAAUGUGUGGCUGGAUCAGCAAUGGUUCGAUUACCGACUGACCUGGCAUCCGAGCGAGUACGGAGGUGUGGAUCGGUUGUUCGUACCCUCAGAUGAAAUUUGGCUGCCAGAUAUUGUGCUCUACAACAGCGCUGACGGAAACUUCACGGUGAAACUGAUGACGAAGGCGACGAUAAACUGGAAUGGGCUGGUGAUGUGGAAGCCACCUGCCGUCUACAAAAGCCUCUGCCCCAUCGACGUCGAGUUCUUCCCAUUUGACGAGCAAUCGUGCACUCUGAAGAUCGGUUCUUGGACGUACGACGGUUAUUCGGUUGAUAUCCGACACAAAGAAUUACCGAUGCAGCUCAGUCCUCUCGAUAUUGGCAUCGAUCUGAGUGACUACUGCAAAAGCACCGAGUGGGACUUAUUAGCAGUUCCCGCAAAGAAAUUUGUCAAAUAUUAUCCGUGUUGCAAGGAACCUUAUCCAGAUAUAAAGUUUAACAUCACUAUUCGCAGGAAGACAUUGUUCUACACCGUCAACCUCAUUCUUCCAUGCGUUGCAAUCUGCUCAGUCACCCUCCUCGUCUUCUACAUUCCCGCCAGCUCCGGCGAGAAAAUAACCAUGGGAAUAACUGUCUUGAACUCGCUCAACAUUUUUUUACUAUUAGUAGCCGAGAUCAACCCGCCCACUUCUCUGGCCACACCUCUCAUUGGCAAGUAUUUGUUGUUCACCAUGGUGCUGGUCACGUGCUCCAUCAUCGUCACGGUCUUCGUCCUCAACAUCCACUUCCGCUCUCCUUCCACUCACAUCAUGUCGCCAUGGAUACGAGAACUCUUCCUGAAUGUUCUGCCGAAGUUGUUGCUGAUGAGGCAGAUUCAACAGAAGACUCUGAAGGUCAACGUGCGAACUGAGGCUGGGAGGGAGUUGAGAGAUUUCUUCAAACUGGACAGCAGCAGCACGCAUGCGUAUUCCUCCAUAAUAACGCCGACCCGUCCCGGCCACUUCGCCACCCAAUCAUCCUACAGGUUCAACAACGACGAAGACAGGGACUUUCUUCGCAGGGACUUCCACUCGAGACCCUUCCCCCAUCAAUCCCUCAUGAACGGCGCCAUGUACGGGGUCAGCUUCAUCUCUGACCACGUCAAACAGCAGGAUGACUUCAUGAGGGUGAAGCAUGACUGGCAGUACGUGGCGAUGGUACUGGACCGGCUAUUCCUCUGGGUGUUCACGUCGGCAUGUCUCGUCGGUACUUUUGGAAUUAUCGUCCAAGCUCCGACUCUGUACGAUUUCAGAAGUCCGCUAUUUACGUCACGAUGCACGUGA
Molecule: messenger RNA, 1470 nt
Organism: Helobdella robusta
Lineage: Eukaryota; Metazoa; Annelida; Clitellata; Rhynchobdellida; Glossiphoniidae
Exons: 7
Coding region: 1-1470 (489 amino acids)
Biological process (GO): nervous system process; regulation of membrane potential; chemical synaptic transmission
Cellular component (GO): neuron projection; postsynaptic membrane; synapse
Molecular function (GO): transmembrane signaling receptor activity; acetylcholine-gated monoatomic cation-selective channel activity
Source: RefSeq, a predicted model, not a curated record